This is a messenger RNA of Myripristis murdjan (pinecone soldierfish), 987 nucleotides long. RefSeq lists its product as uncharacterized. The record is from RefSeq and is a predicted model, not a curated record. The transcript has 6 exons. The coding region runs from base 1 to 987 and encodes 328 amino acids. Gene Ontology annotation, biological process: response to bacterium. NCBI's taxonomy places the organism in Eukaryota, Metazoa, Chordata, Actinopteri, Holocentriformes, Holocentridae.
AUGGAGUUCCCUAUCAAGUACAUUCUGAGUGGGUACCAAAGCAAUAAGAAACUGUCAGCUAACGUUGGGGACAACAUCACUUUGCAAUGCUUCUAUGAAGGUGAUGUUUUAGUCAUAAGCUGGUAUAAGCAAACAAUUGGACAGAAACCACAGGUUGUGUCUACCUUCUCUAAGCGUGGCAGAAAUGGCAGUUUUCAUGAUGAAUUCAAGAAUGAUCCACGUUUCAAACUGGAAACUGAAAUCAAUGGGAAUCACUUGAAAAUUGCAAAUUUGCGACAUUCAGAUUCUGCUACUUAUUUCUGUGCAGGCAGAUUUUUCUAUAUGCUUGAAUUUGGGGAUGGAGUUACUCUCAGUGUAAAGAGUUCAGGUCUGAACAUCCAAGCUGUCGUCCAUCAGUCGGAGUCUCAGACCAUCCAGCCAGGAGACUCUGUGACUCUGAACUGUACAGUGCACACUGGCACCUGUGAUGGAGAACACAGUCUUUACUGGUUCAGGAGCUCAGGACACUCUCAACCAAGAGCCAUUUACACACAUGGAGUCACUGAUGAUCAGUGUGAGAGGAAACCCACGACACACACACAGACCUGUUUCUACAAUCUUCCAAUGAAGAGCCUAAAUCUGUCUGAUGCUGGGACCUACUACUGUGCUGUGCUCUCAUGUGGGGAGAUACUGUUUGGAAAUGGGACCAAGAUAGACACUGAGUAUGAGGUGGCUUCUCCUCCUGUCUUGGUGUAUUUCUUGAGCACAGCAUUGGCAUUCACCAUCACCCUGGUUGUUCUCCUGGCUUCCUCUGUGCACAAGAUGCACAAAAUAAACUGUAGCCACUGCACAGACUCUCAGGCAAGACGUUUAGCUGCCUCUGCUCAACAUAGUGAAGACACAGACAACCUCCAUUACGCUGCUUUAAACAAAAACAAGAUCAACAGAUCAAGAAGACAGAGGGACAACACCAACACUGUCUGCGUGUACUCCAGCGUAAAGCACUAG